Drosophila willistoni is the source of this 911-nucleotide messenger RNA. RefSeq lists its product as uncharacterized. Bases 173 to 877 code for a protein of 234 amino acids. Lineage: Eukaryota; Metazoa; Arthropoda; Insecta; Diptera; Drosophilidae. The transcript is spliced from 5 exons. The record is from RefSeq and is a predicted model, not a curated record.
UUUCACAUCGUGCUCUGUGUUUUCUGUUUGUGCUAGAAAAAGGCAAAAUUGUUAACGUUUUAAAUCACAUCUGUCGAGGUUAUUCACUUCAGCAUCGUACACCAUACCGAUGAUAACAAAAUUAUAAAAUUUAGUGAAAAUAAAAAAGUAUAGUUAUUAAUAUUGAUUUGCAAUGUUCGAAAAGCGUCUAUCAAAUGAAGCCAUUGAGGAGUCGGAGUCCCCCGCACUCCGUAGGCAAUUCGUGAUCAAGGUUUAUACGCAAUUUCUGAUUUGUGUCGUAAUUGGCAUUGUCCAUUGGCUGCUGGCCGUGACUCUUUUGCAGUCAACCUUGGUCGAUUUGAUAAAGGAACAUGCUUCAACAUUUAUUUUACUUUUCAUCAUAAGCGUUUUUCUGUUCAUACUGUAUGCUUUGACCGAUCAGGUCAGCGAAAUACCAUGUAUAAGUUGCGUGGUCAUAGUCCUGAUUGUGGAAUGUCUGAAUUUAGCAGUUUUGGUGUUAGUCGUAAACUCGUCGGCUUUGCAUUUAUUAGUUGGUAUUCUUGGAGUUAUGGUCGUGGUUAUUAUUCUGUGCGUUUUGGGUACAUUCAUGCCGUUUGAUAUCACGGAUAGUGUAAAUUUCUUUUUCAUGGUGGCUUGCUCCGUUUUCCUACUGAGCAUCUAUGCCAUCAUGUACUAUGUAGCACUGAAAACGACAUGGCCCAUCUAUUUCUAUAUAGCCAUAAUAGCCAGCUUGGUGUUGUCUUUCCUCAUGUAUCAUGUGCAAUGCAUUGCCGGCGAUGGCCGUGUCCAGGCUGGGCUAGGAGAUGACAAGUACGCCUCUUUGUUAUUGUACCAUGACUUUUUGGCCUUGUUUAUGUUAACUCUUUACUGGCAGUGACAUGCAAUAAAAAAUGAGAUGGAAUAAAAUGUAA